AUGAGCAUCACCGUUGGGGUUCUCGCCUUACAGGGCGCAUUCUACGAGCAUGUCCAGCUGCUGAAACAGGCAGCAGCCAAUUUAGCGACCGAGACCAACACCUCACCGCAAUGGGAGUUCAUUGAAGUGCGAACCUCGCAGGAAUUGGAUAGAUGCGAUGCGCUUAUCUUGCCUGGUGGUGAGAGCACUACUAUCUCUCUUGUCGCAGCUAGGUCCAAUCUUCUAGAGCCCUUGAGAGAUUUCGUAAAGGUCCAUCGCAAGCCAACUUGGGGAACCUGUGCCGGGUUGAUUUUGCUUGCUGAGUCCGCCAACCGGACAAAGAAGGGUGGUCAAGAGCUUAUCGGAGGUUUAGAUGUGCGCGUAAAUAGAAACCACUUUGGUCGGCAAACUGAGAGUUUCCAAGCGCCAUUGGACCUGCCAUUCCUGAAUUCCUGCGGGCAAGACCAGCCUUCUUUCCCAGCUGUUUUCAUCAGAGCACCUGUUGUCGAGAAGAUAUUGCCACACGAAGAGGGCAUCCAAAUAAGCGAGGUUCAAAGAGACGAGACUGUCGUAGCGCCUUCAAAACACGCGAAAGGCCGGGCGGCUUUGGACGCAAUGGCAACGCAGGUUGAAGUGCUGGCCACACUUCCAGGCAGAGCCGCUAAACUGGCUAGUGAGGGGAGGAAGAUCGACGCAGACAAAGAAGCUGGAGAUAUCAUUGCUGUCAAACAGGGAAAUGUUUUCGGGACAAGCUUCCAUCCUGAGCUCACCGGCGACGCCCGCAUACAUUCAUGGUGGCUGCGCCAAGUGGAGCAGUCCGUGAAAAAGAGGAAGGGGACAGAGCAACGCUAA
Messenger RNA from Aspergillus bombycis, 831 nucleotides. Its product is annotated as pyridoxal 5'-phosphate synthase subunit PdxT. The record is from RefSeq and is a predicted model, not a curated record. Bases 1 to 831 code for a protein of 276 amino acids. Gene Ontology annotation, molecular function: glutaminase activity. The transcript is spliced from 2 exons. Gene Ontology annotation, biological process: pyridoxal 5'-phosphate biosynthetic process; pyridoxine metabolic process. Lineage: Eukaryota; Fungi; Ascomycota; Eurotiomycetes; Eurotiales; Aspergillaceae. Gene Ontology annotation, cellular component: cytosol; glutaminase complex.